GGCAGAUGCAUUUUCUCACUGUAUACUGUCUCCAUUUGGGGAAUUUUAACCUUUUAGGGGUCAGGAACAGACACCACCUCACCCUCUGUCUUCUCAACCACCUCUGUGCUGAAUUCAGGGUAAAUGCCCACAGGAUGCUUGACGGCUGGAGUGUGAGAGAAUAAACACUCCUGUAGGCUGCGCAGUUCGGUGUGGGUGAGGAAAAAAAAUCGAUGUUGCAAAUCUCUUAAUUCAUGACUGAAGCCAUUCUCCUGGCCCAAGCAGCGAAGAAGGAUGCAGAGACAGAAAUGGAUAGCAAGUGAAUUGCACGCAACUGUUGGAAGCGUGGUGCUCUCGGAAGAGUUAGAGCAACUGUCAAAGUCCCCCGAUGUGUCCAUUUUUAUCAGUUCUGACGGUGAUGCCCUGCCAUUAGAGAUUCAGGUCUCAUCUGAGCUCAUCUGAAUAACGCUGGCGAUUGGGAGGGGAGAGAGAGAUGAGGCAUUGAGAGGCAGCCCUGGAUCCGACUCUAUAAAUUUGAAGGAGGUAGGGGCAGGACAGCCUGGCCUUCUCUGCUUGCCCAGCGCAAGGCAGGGCAGAAGGAAGUGAGAGGCACUGGAGUGGACGGCGUUUGUCUACACCCCGAGUGAUCAUGAGAGGGACCACGCAAGUCCUCAUCGUGUUCCUCCUAGCAACCGUGUCCCACUGUGCCGUGAUCACAGGGGCCUGUGAGCGAGAUGUCCAGUGUGGAGCGGGCACCUGCUGUGCCAUCAGUCUGUGGCUGCGUGGGCUGCGGCUGUGCACCCCACUGGGUCGGGAAGGAGAGGAGUGCCACCCAGGAAGCCACAAGGUCCCCUUCUUUAGGAAACGCCAGCACCACACCUGCCCCUGCUCACCCAGCCUGCUGUGCUCCAGGUUCCCGGACAGCAGGUACCGCUGCUCCCGGGACCUGAAGAACGUCAACUUUUAGUGUGUCUGGGCUCAGGAUCCCUCCUGGGUGGCCUCUUCUGCAUCACUUCUGUGUGAUUUAGUUCCCUGAGAUUGCUCCACUCCCCACCCUGUCCAUUGCACACGUGUGAGCAGAUGGGCACACCUUCCACUGUGGAAUGCCCACGGGUGUGUGCAGAGGAGGCUACGGCCUUGAGAAGUUGACCAGCCCUGCCCAGACUGCCUCAAGUUGUGACGUUGCGUUUCUCCCAGUUGUCUCCCCUUCCUGCAUGUGCCCUUCUUCCUAAAUCACACCUUCCUGGCCACUGGCCCUCGGGUGCAUCACUAAAUCACAGGUCCUGUGGAGAGAAGGACCAACAGGAGCAUUCAUUUCCUUGACUGACUAGCUCCUUAUUUUAGGACCGUAGGUACAAAUUCAGCUUUUCUCCGGGCACCACUCGAAAGCAAGAGGAUUUCAGGGUCUCUUUGAAUUGGGGGUGGGAGGCAGCUCAGAGGGCCUUGGCUAUGUGUGUAUGGGGUCUUCUGGGAAGGGCUGGGAGUGUGGGGAAGCUCUGCUGAGGGGACAGCAUGGGCCUACUUCAACUCUCAGAGCUGAAAUUCAGCCCCUUUGGGUUUAUGUCAAAUAUUUGACCCCAGCAGGCCACAUGUGCCCAGUGAUAGGUAAUUUGCAUCAGUGAGGGAGCUGGCAAGGCCUUGAGCAUUGAGUCUGAACCCAGGCCUGGGAGCUUUCUCUACAGGCAGGUAUAGCCAACUCUUCCCACCUCCAUUCUUAUUCUAGGUACAGGGUGUCCAACAACACUGUGAUGAAAUGUUGCCGUCUACCAAGUUCAGAAUGGGGCAAUCAAGUUGCAACAACAAAAUCUCCUUUUAAGGAAGCUCACAAUUUUGUCUUGGCCACAUUCACAGCUAUCCACAAACAAACAAAACAGAACAAAACCAAACAACAACAAACAAACAAACAAACAAAUAAAAAACACCCUCCCGGGCCCACCAGGCUGGGCCUUGAACAGCGCAGGGACCGUUCUGUGCUUUUGCCCCUGCUCUGCUGACCUGUGCCACCUUUCCUGCGUGCAGCCCACAAUCUCUAUCCCUCUGGGCUCCAGGCCCAAGUCCAAGCUGUAAAGUUCCUUUCCAAGUCAACGGUCCCAUGAUCCUCCUCGUCUGACGGGCUCCACUCACUGCCCUUGGGUAUUGACCUCCAGCUUGUGUCCCUCCCUGCUCACAGAGCAGCCCCGAGUGCAGUGGGCAGCAGCCAGUGCCUGAUGCCCCAGGAACAAGACACGGGGGUGCCCUGUGGCGCUCCCUUGCACAUCGCCCUGUUGCCCUUCCAUCCUGGCCUCAGAGCAGGCCACCGGCAGACCCACAGGGUGAAUCAACAAUUUAACAUGACCGCACUCAUUUUCAUUUUUAAUGUUGUAAUUUUGAGGAAUGAGUGAUGAGCCUCUGCCUCAGUUCUCUGCUGUUGCCAAAGAUAGAUGGAUAAACAGCGGAGAGGUUGGAAGGCUUAGGGAAAUGUAUCCUUUACAUUCAGCAAUAUGCUCUUCAGAAAUAUGGCUAUAAAAAACUCCCUAUAGAGAGAGUAUGCCCCUAAGACGAAUGUUUUCAAGGAGAAUAAGGUCAGGUGAAGUUGACAGACACCCUUUCAAGAUCCAUCCACAACUUCAGUGACAGGCCCAACUCUUUCAUCCUCAACCAUUGGUGUCUGGCGCCCUCUCGUGGACCAAGUGGAAGUAGCAAGGAGCGUGAAGGCGAAAAGAGGACGGGGGCUUCGGGCAGGUAGGAGUAGUUCUUCCGGCAUACCCUGCUUUGGAGUCCACUGGAGGUCCAGAACAACGUGGCCUUAUAAAGAAGCCUGCCACCGGGAGAACCACCAGAACCACUCUUUAUUAGCACUCGGACCCCGCCCCACUUUGAAGUGGCCCGGGAAGCCGCUGGCCCUUCCUGUUUAGGGCAGGUGCUGUGAUUUCCCUGAUCUCAGGUUCUCUAGAAUGAGAGAGCAGAUGUGGCUAAGUUCGCCCUUCCCCCGUCUGUGAAUCCCCCGGAUGUAGCAGGGUCAGCAGAGCCGCCUCGGAGGCUCCUUCAGCACGUGGGCUCCUCCUCAUCGCUGUUCCUCGGUCAGCUGCUGUUCUCAUCACCCCAAGUCUCUAGGUAGCCAGGGCCUAGAGAUCCCGGCGCUCCAGGACGGAAGGGCCAGACACAGAAGGGCAGAGGCCAGAACGGAGACUGUGCAGGGACAUGUGCCGCCAGGUCUGGUGCCAGGGCCUCCUCUGUCUGCUGUUCGGCUUCGAUCCUCUCUCAGUGUGGUCCUUGUUAGCAUCCCGAGUGAGGUCGGGUAAACACCGGUUAGCUGUAGUUCCAGGCAGUUAUCACCAGCCGAUGAAGGGGUUCCUGAAGGCAGCGACUAGAGGCGAGACCCAGGGAGGGGUAAGAGGUUCCUGAAGCUGAAGAGAAAGAUCGUCUAGGGGAGGGAGGCUGCAGGGCUCGACAGUGGCUCAGAGCUGAGCCUGCAGAGUGGAGCCAAAUCACCCACCCGAAUCAGCUCUCAGA
Peromyscus californicus insignis is the source of this 3471-nucleotide messenger RNA. It is a transcript of the gene Prok1, whose product is annotated as prokineticin 1. The coding region runs from base 629 to 946 and encodes 105 amino acids. NCBI's taxonomy places the organism in Eukaryota, Metazoa, Chordata, Mammalia, Rodentia, Cricetidae. The record is from RefSeq and is a predicted model, not a curated record. The transcript is spliced from 3 exons.